CCCUCGUCGCAUCAAUCGGAACUAUCCUAAAUUGAUGCGCUAAUAUUGCUCACUACAAUCCUUUGCUUCACCACCCUAUAUCUCGCUCUGCUUGCCCCAGCACCUUCUCCGGCGCAAAAACAAGCCCGACGCGCGCAUUCCUCUAUCCGGCGCGCAAUUUGCCACAAUCCCAAACAAUCGCUCACGACUCUUUCUCGACUUCCUAUCGCUCCUUCUUCCUAUCAUCUCUACUACUCGUCGCGAACCACAUCAACAGCUCCACAUCAUGUUACUUCCUUCCGCUCUUUCCUGCGACGUACGGCGACCGUCGAGCCGGGCGCGUUUCACUCCCAAUCGCUCAUUCUCUACACCGCCACCGUCCGACGACGACUUCGUUCCUUCUGGCAACGGCCUCCUCGGCACCUGUCGCGCCUUACAAUUGCUUCUGAAUGGGUCACCCGCGCCGUCACCUCGAAGCGCAAAGCCUGAGCGUCUCCAAAGCCCUGUCCAGAUCAGGCCCGCUCCGUCCGUGCGAUUGCGAAAGCCUUCGUCGCGCCAGCACCAACCAGAGAUCAAACCCACACACAAUGUUGCGUCUAGGAUAACGCCUCAGAGCCCCUCAUCUGGCGCACUCAAGCGCCGGCGCGAUGCGUUCGAAUCAGAGACGGAGGACGAACUACCCAGCGCCACAACUCCCGUUCGCAAGAGCGUUACCGAAAGGACUUCAGAGGAGCUGUCAAGUCGAUCGCAACGCUUCGCGACCCCCAAACGUCACAGACACUUCCCUUGCGAUCUACCGCUCGGCCUCUCCCAAUCAGACUUCUACGCUCUUCAUUCACCACCAGUUUCACAAUCCCCUGCGACACCGGCGCAUCCGCGCCAAGCGGCCCAAGCGGCCACGAAACCCAGCGCAAGCGCAACACACUCUCACAAUCCCGACACAGCGCUCCCUUCAAUAGAGGAGUCAGAAGCCGCGCCAGCAGCUCCACCACAUCCUGAUUUCUCAUGGACCGACGACGACGACCGGCGCCUCGUCGACCUUGUGCUUGAAAAGUUCCAGCUAUCCCAGCGCGACUGGGACGAAUGCGCCGAGAAACUCGGCAAGGACCAAGCGUCCGUAGGACAUCGAUGGCAAGCCCUGCUCGGCGACGGUGACAUCGGGCUCCGUCGCGGUGGUCGCAAAGUCCGUCGUCGACUCGAUGAGAGCUGGCUGUGAAAGAUGUCACCUCAUCAUCCUCGUCUUCACUUCUUCACCUUCUUUUUUUUCCCUUCAAAACUUCUACCUUCAUCAUUUUGAUCUCCCCACCUCCUCCUUGACGGACCCCUCCAACCACCAAAUCCCUCGACGGGAUCCACCUUCUCUCCCUACUUCAACCCUACUUAUUCAUCUACUAAUGUAUCUAUGCAUGUAACUUAUUCAACAUUUAGGCCUUUGGUUCUUAUUCAUGGCUAUGUGGGGCAACGGGCCUUGGAUUUUGUUUUAUCUUUGUUUACGUGAUUCAAGCAUGCGGGAGGGACUUGUGAUUUUACUUUACUUGGCGGAUAUUCCCCCUUCUGUACUUUGCU
Molecule: messenger RNA, 1545 nt
Organism: Aspergillus homomorphus CBS 101889
Lineage: Eukaryota; Fungi; Ascomycota; Eurotiomycetes; Eurotiales; Aspergillaceae
Exons: 1
Coding region: 266-1195 (309 amino acids)
Source: RefSeq, a predicted model, not a curated record